AUGGAUACAGAGUUCAGCACCCACGCAGAGUGGACUGAAAUUAUCGAAAAGAUCAGGGCCGCGGCCAAGGUCCUACGAUUUGAUCUACGUGAGAAGACUAGAGAUGACACUGAUACUUCCCUUUGGAAGUCUCGAGGGUCGUACGCCGAAUGGGCUACGGAUUUCCAGGCCUCCGUGCUUCUGGUCUCGCAUAAUAUGCCCAAGACCACCACGUCGGUGAAGCGAGAUGAUGACCAGGGCACUAUUACUGACGACAAUGCAAGCACCCAAGCAGCACAUGUCAGCAAUGAGAAGUCUUCUACUUGGCACGAGAGUGAAGCCAGACACAGUGGCCUAAAAGUCUACGAGUAUCGUGGAAAGCCCGAGAGCGAUUGCUCCACUGAGACGCUCGACUUUGUUGUUGCGGCUCCGAAGGAACCCCGUCAAGUCUCUACCAAUGAUCCCCAAACUAGCGGUCAGACUGAUCAGGUCCCUAAAAAGCAUGAUCGAAGCCACGGUUUAAGCGUCGACAAAGUCCCUCCGCUGCUCUACCGAUGGUGGAACAUUGAUUCACAGGGAACCAACUCGAAAUACCAGUUUCGUGCCGCCCUCUUCUGUAACAGGGAGACGUUUAACCCUGAAGACAUAACGGAAAGCGAAUUCAAGGCCUUCUUUCGCGGCCAUGUGACAAAACAGGAGGUUGCGUCUCCUUUUAUUUCGACGUUUUCUUCCCCGCUAGCACCAAUACACCGUGCCUUGAUCAGCCAAAAGGGCGCUAUGGUGUCAAUCAUUGAUACCUCGAAGGUGACAUCGAAGAUAUUCUACGCUUGCCCCCUCGCUGUCCAAACCAGGACCUUUACACGCAGCUGGAAAGGUUACGCCGAGUAUCUGGUCUGGGGGGAAAUCCCGGCCGAGGCAAUUGUUUCGACGCUGGACAUAAACACAAUAGAGUUGAUUGCACAACUUAACCAUGAUAUCAAUCGUCUCCUGCAACUCCAAGUGAUCCGAGAUAUGCCGCGUUGCAACCAAAAGCUGCGCGACGUACUGGCUAUGAGGCACAAGUCGAAGUCAUCCUUUCAGUGCGGUCUUACCUUGAGGAAGCUUCUUGUUCUUCUUCAGAUCCCUAGAGCCUACUGGGAAGAUCUAGCACCAAAAUUCGCCCGUUGUUGGGGCUGGAAAUACGCCGCAGAAAAGAGAGCGUUUCUCGAGGGUGUUCUUUCUAGAAUACCUUAUUCUCAGGAGGAAUUGUCAGACUCGGAGAGUGAAUGGGUGAUGCCACCACAGACGACACCUAAGAAGCCGUCAAGCCACCUAACAACUGACUCGGAUGAGGAGGACUGGGAGUCCGAAGAGAGCGAGCAAUGCUAUCAAGAAUGCUUUGAUCUACAGCGCAAGCCAGAAAGUCUCCGGAAAUCACCACGCAAGCCAUUCUUCUAUCGAGGAGAUUUUAUCCCGGACUUGGAUUGGAUUCCUCCUGAGCAGGACGAAGACCCCUCGGGGCACUCCGACUCUGAUAACAACGGUCAUGAUGCCUCCGAAAACCAUUCUGUAUCUAUGGAAGAAAAGAGCGACACAACUGCGGAAAGUGUAUCCCUUGAGACCGUUGAUAGUAUGUCUGAUCGGUACGAAGACGAGAAUCUGAUGGAAGACCAUAUGGUCCUGGACUGGGAACUCGCAUCUACCUCAGAAAAGACACAAACCGGGAUGCCGCCCCAGGAUCAUAACGUUGAUUUCUCCCUUGUGCAUGGCUCCCUAGUGCAUCCCCAAAAUAGAGACACAGAGAUGGGUCUCGAUGGCCGCGUCAGCGACGAUGAGGACGACCCUAGUGCACAGACGGCACUCGAGCGAGAAUGGCCCCCCGAUGAUGAUUGUCCGGACAUGAACACCCUAAGUCGAGUUCGAUUUGGGUGA
Penicillium canescens is the source of this 1890-nucleotide messenger RNA. RefSeq lists its product as uncharacterized. The transcript has 2 exons. The record is from RefSeq and is a predicted model, not a curated record. The coding region runs from base 1 to 1890 and encodes 629 amino acids. Lineage: Eukaryota; Fungi; Ascomycota; Eurotiomycetes; Eurotiales; Aspergillaceae.